This is a messenger RNA of Cavenderia fasciculata, 1305 nucleotides long. Its product is annotated as WD-40 repeat-containing protein. The record is from RefSeq and is a predicted model, not a curated record. The transcript has 4 exons. Gene Ontology annotation, molecular function: guanyl-nucleotide exchange factor activity; protein binding; GTPase activator activity. Gene Ontology annotation, cellular component: endoplasmic reticulum membrane. The coding region runs from base 1 to 1305 and encodes 434 amino acids. Gene Ontology annotation, biological process: protein secretion. Lineage: Eukaryota; Evosea; Eumycetozoa; Acytosteliales; Cavenderiaceae.
AUGGCAAAAGAUAAUAAGAAAAAGUCAAAAGAGACUAAUACUACUACAUCGCCAUCAUCUUCAAAUGAUGCUGGUGUUGUUGAACAAGAUCAUAGCAAAGAUAACAAGUCAUCAUCAUCAUCUAAUGUUUCGACAAAGACUACUAAACCAAUCAUAGAUAAGAGUACAUUGAUAAAUCGAGCAACUUUAAAGUAUCCGUUAUUUAGUUGUGCAAGUGGAGGUAAUACAGAUUUGGUGGCAGUUGGUGGAGGUGGAGGAGUGUCCAAGACGGGCGUUCCUAACGGUGUGACGGUGUUUAGAUGGGUUGAAGGUAUGCUGCAACAGCUCGAGACGUUGACUGCCGACGAUUGCGUAUCAAACAUUGCUUUUCAUCCAAGUCUCGAUCAGUUUGCCUAUGGCACACGAUCAAACUGUCACAUUGUCAACUUUAACAACAAACUCACCAGCUUUGAGGUCAAACAAACAUUCGAGUCCAUUCCUCCCAAAGAAUCUAAAAAGGUUGAAGAGAGCAGUGGCAAAAGAGAGGAACCACUACUCCAACAAACAUGUAGAUACAACAGAGAUGGUAACCGGUUGAUCACAGGUGGUAGCGACAACUCGGUGCGUGUUUGGAAGAUGCCUGAAUGCAAGUUACUCAAUACUCUUAGAGGAGAGCAUAGUGACGAGAUUACAGAUGUCGACAUUCACCCCCACGGCUCACACAUUGUCACCACUUCCAAGGACAAGACUUGUAGAGUAUGGAAUCUCGUGUCUGGCAAGGUGGAGCAUACGUUCCGUCGCAAGCAUAACGGUGUCGAUCUUGGAUUCAGAGGUUGUCGAUUCUCUGUCGACGGACUCUCCAUCUUUGUCGUCUUGUCUACACCACGUGGCAAAAACACGGCUGGUAUUGCUAUUGUGUCGCAGUACAACCUGGCCACUGGCAGGGAGGAACAGACUCGCCAAGUACACACUGUUCACAACACCUGCUUUGAGUUGUCUCCCAAUGGAAAGUACUUGGCCAUUGGAACAGGCGACAGCUUCAUCACAGUCGUCGACACCGACUCGCUCAAACGUGUCGAUCGUUGGGAACCCCACGAAUUUGUCAUCACAGGUAUCGCCUUUUCUCCAGACAGUCAAAACGUAGUCUCUGUCUCUGCCGAUUAUACAAUCACUGCUCAUAAAAUUGGUACUGGUCCAAAAGAUUUGGAUUACAAGUUAAUUAUGAAUGGAAUGAAUCUCUAUUUUAAUAAUGAUGAUGGUUUGGGUGAUAGUACUACUAGUACUAGUGUUCACGUUAACGAGAGUAAAGAAAGAAUGAAUGAAUGA